UUCAAAGGAAUGCCGAAAAACAAGACUCAAAGCUAAGGAGCCUAUCAUCAUCCCAAGGGAGAACCGAAGCAUUAAGAGUCAUGCCCUGGCCAUUGUUCACGUUGUGACUGGAGGAGAGUAUGGCAGUGCUACAUCGACUCAGGUCCAAGGGGAAGAAGAAGAAGUAUCACUCAAAGCGUGCAAGGCCAUCAAAUAGUCAAAUAGUCAAAUAGUCAAAUAGUCAAAUAGUCAAAUAGUCAAAUAGUCAAAUAGUCAAUUAAGACAUGACGAGACCUCCACCCUAUUUCCCCCGUUCUUAUUCACUAAAACCCACUUCGGCACUUCCUUGGUCCUUCCUAAUAAUACACGUGACACGCGCGCCACCUUCCUCCACACAUGCAAGCCCUUCACCCAAUCAUACCCAAGGUUCUACAAUGUACAUCACAGCCGGGGGAGACUAUCAGACCAAUAAGGAGUGUACCCGCAGAGCCGAAACAGAAGCUUCCACUCAAGGCAGAUUCUCAUUUUAAGCAAACUCCCUCUCUCCCUAUAAAAAGCUCCCACCUUUAACAAAACGAACCCAUCUCUCUCUCUAGAAACCACACCCUCACUUUCUCUCUCUACCAAUGGGAUUCCCAGGUUACACAGAGGUCCUCUUCCCCAACCUCUUCCUCCACACCCUCUCUCUUUUGGGUUUCAUCCGCAGCCUCAUUUUCUCGCUCUUUCAUUUCUUGGGUCUUUCCGAUUUCCUCGACACCGACGCGAGCGUGUGGCCUGAGACCCGGACACAUCUGCUGUCCGGGUGUCAGACGCCAGCGUCGGUGCUUCUGAUGCGGGAAUUCCUUCCCGUGAUCAGGUUCGAAGAGAUUGAAGGAGACACGCCGGAGAGCUGCGCCGUCUGCCUGUACGAGUUCGAGGGCAGCGAGGAGAUCAGGUGUUUGCCGAAUUGCAAGCACAUUUUUCACCGGGCGUGUGUGGACCGUUGGAUGGACCACGACCAGAAGACGUGUCCGCUUUGCCGGACGGCGUUCGUGCCUGAUGAGGCCAGCGAGGAGUUUAAUAAACGGCUCUGGGCCGCCGCCGUUGCCGAGUCGGAGCUGGAGAUGGAGUUCCACCGUGAUUUUUACGGCGAGUAGAGUUCAGUUUGAUGAGGCUGCUGAAGAUAUUUAGAAACAAUGUAUAUAUACAUGAGGAAAUUGGUGUCUAGCAACAAAAACAAGAGAAAUUUUUUGGAUUAUUUCUCUUUUGUUUUUGUAUAUUUUGAUAUUGAUAUUGAAAUAGAAAUACUACAGACUUUCACUCUUUGAUCCCGAUUUCAUUUUUUCAUCUGACAUGUUUGUUCUGGGUUUACAAUUUGGAUUCAGAAGGGUUGUUACUACUUUUUGUUUGGAAUUUUAAGCUA
Molecule: messenger RNA, 1381 nt
Organism: Fragaria vesca subsp. vesca
Lineage: Eukaryota; Viridiplantae; Streptophyta; Magnoliopsida; Rosales; Rosaceae
Product: RING-H2 zinc finger protein RHA1a-like
Exons: 1
Coding region: 606-1115 (169 amino acids)
Biological process (GO): protein ubiquitination
Molecular function (GO): ubiquitin protein ligase activity
Source: RefSeq, a predicted model, not a curated record